Messenger RNA from Hibiscus syriacus, 2327 nucleotides. Its product is annotated as mitogen-activated protein kinase kinase kinase 1-like. Gene Ontology annotation, molecular function: ATP binding; protein kinase activity. NCBI's taxonomy places the organism in Eukaryota, Viridiplantae, Streptophyta, Magnoliopsida, Malvales, Malvaceae. The record is from RefSeq and is a predicted model, not a curated record. The coding region runs from base 88 to 1851 and encodes 587 amino acids. Gene Ontology annotation, biological process: protein phosphorylation. The transcript has 10 exons.
AAAAAGACAAAAUACUAUUCGAAAUAGUAUUUUUGGAAACCCUAGAUUACUUUAUGUGCGUUUUGAUUUUGAUGGAAUUUGCUCCAUAUGCAUCACUUACCUCGAUUCUUUAGUAAUAGAGUCGCCAUGGACUCGAAGAAGAGCAGCAGGAGAAAACCUAGGCUCGAACGCAGCAAUGCGGCGAAGGACAUCGAUUACGAUGCGUCGUCGUUUUAUUCGUCUAUCGACGAUUCUUCUUCAUCUUCUUCUCCUCUAAUCACACGGUCGCUCGAUUUAUACGACAAAACCAGCUUCCGUAUCGAAGGAACCGACGGAGAGUUCGAACUGAUUUGUCGGAGUUUGGGCCUUAAUGGUCCUGACGAUUUUUCCAUACCGGCCGCCGCUUGGGAGGCCCGUAAAAUCAGAUCGUCCUCGGAUCUUCUGCCUCGGUCCAGAUUGAACCGGUUGCAUAGUCCUAAAGAAGAGAUGGCUCAAGUAAAAGAUGCCGCUGAAGUAACGGUAGCUGAGUUGUCUGAUAGGUUUUCGGCUACUGAGUUGACUGGGAACGACUCGUCCGAGUCGAAGCUAAGGGAAUGCUGCUCUUCCGAUAAAAUUGCGGUGGAUGAUUCUACUACAACCGAGCUAAAGACAAACGCGUCCUGUGUUUCGUGUGUUGGUGGUGGAGGAGGGAAUAGUGGAAUUAAAGGGGACAGGCCACCGUUUUUAAAGCCUCCUCCGGGAAUGAAGCUAGAAGUGAUCGAUAACGGGUGCUCAUCUUGGGAUCUGUUUAGGGAUUUCGGUCCUGACGACGAUAGAGGGUGUGUGGUUUUGGAUAACUUACUUUCUUCCGAUGACGAAGAAUAUAAACGAGAGGAGGGUAGGGUUAACGAUGAAAAUGCUAAGGAGGAGGGAAAUUUAAUGAGAAUAGGAGAGACUGCGGUGCUUUCAGAGUCUUGUUCGUUUACAACUUCGAAUGAUGAUGAUUCUUCGAGUACCACAACAGAGCCUAUGUCAAAUAUUUCCCCUAACGGUAGGUUCAAAAGGACAAUUACAUAUUGGCAGAAAGGUGAUCUUCUGGGGCGUGGGUCGUUUGGAUCAGUUUACGAAGGGAUUUCCGAGGAUGGAUUCUUUUUUGCCGUUAAGGAAGUUUCAUUGCUUGAUCAAGGAAGUCAGGGAAAGCAAAGUCUUAUCCAACUUGAACAAGAGAUUGCUCUUUUAAGCCAGUUUGAACAUGAAAAUAUAGUUCAGUAUUAUGGCACAGAUAAGGAUCAAUCAAAUUUAUACAUCUUUCUUGAGCUUGUAACCAAAGGCUCUCUUUUAGAUCUGUAUCAGAGGUACCAUCUCAAAGAUUCUCAAGUCUCUGCUUAUACAAGACAGAUUCUGCAUGGGUUGAAGUAUCUUCAUGACCGAAAUGUGGUUCACAGGGAUGUUAAGUGUGCGAACAUAUUGGUCGAUGCAAAUGGAUCGGUUAAACUUGCAGAUUUUGGGUUGGCAAAGGCAACUACGUUGAAUGAUGUUAAAUCAUGCAAAGGGACAGCAUUCUGGAUGGCCCCUGAGGUUGUCAACGGAAAAGGUCAAGGUUAUGGAAUUCCUGCUGAUAUAUGGAGCCUUGGUUGUACUGUGUUGGAGAUGUUAACCCGUCAUAUUCCGUACCAUCCAUUGGAAUGGAUGCAAGCAUUGUUUAGAAUUGGGAAAGGUGAGCCACCACCGAUUCCUGAUUCUUUGUCAAAAGAUGCUCGAGAUUUUAUCAUGCAAUGCAUGCAAGCUGAUCCCUAUUCUCGGCCAACUGCUGCGAAGCUCUUGCGGCACCCAUUUGUGAAAAGGCCUCUUCACUCAGGCUCAGCAUCACCUCAUCUUGGCAGACGGUUUUGAUUGUGUAGCCUUGAAACUAAAUUGCAACAAGAUCUUUAUUCUCGUCGGAUACCACUCUGUCCAUCAUGAUGAAGACAACUUUGGGUCCUUAAACUUUAAUGCCUUUUGGCCUUUAGUUUUGCCCCUAAACAAUUACGAGGCAUUGCUAUGGGGCCUAAUGGCAAACUGCAUAGGUCUGAAUCACCAUGAUCCCAUCCUACAAUGAUGCUGUACAGAAAAGGACUGUUCGCGAGUUAUUUGUUGUUUGUUUGUUAUUUUUGGGUGGAAACAGAUGAGAAAUUAUUGUAAGAAUUAGAAAGGGGGAUUGUAAAUAUGUAUGCGGGUAAUUUAUUUAUGGAAGUGACUAUUAGUUAGUUUUAAAUACGCGUUCAACUUUGUGUGUAAGUUGUAGGGUUGGUUGCAAAUCAGACAGAAAUCAACUCAAUCAAUGACUGAAACCAGCAUCAUUAUGAUGACGGAAAUAGGGCCGCAGAUAU